UACUUAUUUCCUUUUUAGAAAAUGGAUUCUGCAUCUCUCUUACCAACAUUUUUAGAUGUGGAUUUGACAGUAUCACAUAUUGAAUGUCUUCCCAAGGAUGUCCUGGUGAAAUUUCAAGGCAGAAAUACUAAUGAAUGUGAGUUUGACUACCACAUAUUGCAGAGGGAAAUACAACAUAUUCCAAAAAUGAAAAAUAAUGUGGACAUUGAUGAAUUUUGUUUGGUUGAAGAAAAAGUAUCUGGAGAAUGGCAGAGAGGAAGAGUUGUGGAAAAAAAAAAUGAACUUUAUACAGUGCUUCUUAUAGACCGUGGAGAAGAACUAAGGGUUGAUAGUACGCAGGUUGCUUCAGCAUGCAGCAAUUUAUUUGAACUACCAUCACGGAUAAUAUUUGGUAUUUUUGCCAACGUACUACCAAUUGGGGAAAAAUGGUCUCCUAAGGCUUUGAAUUACUUUAAGUCAUUAGUAGGAAUACAUGUGAAAGGUUAUGUGCAAGCUAUUUUGCCCCUACAAUUGGUUCUUCUUGAAGUGCCAAAAAUUAUAUCCCAGGUUCUUGACUUUCAAUUAGGAAGACUUAUUGAUGGAGAUUCAUUUCGUCUUAUUGUGGAAAUGUUAAAAGAAUUUCCUCAACAAAUGCCAGAUUUAUUACAACAUAAAAGACCUGAAUUGUCAUUAAGUAAUAAUGAUACUUCACUUGAUAUUCAACAUGUUCUGGAUAAUUUGCAGCCAUAUUUGGCAGUAGGAAGUACUGAAAGUGUAAAGAUAUCAUCUGCACUGAGCCCAAGUAAAUUUUAUUGUCAAUUAAUUAAAUGGAUUCCAGAGCUAGAAAACUUGACAAUGUGUAUGACUUUGCAUUAUGAUACUAUUAGUCAAGAAACAGGUCCCACAUGUGAUAAUUUUGGACUACUUUGUGUUGCCAAAAGGAUGAAUGGACAGUGGCAUAGAGGAAUUCUUCAGCAGCUCUUGCCCAAUAAUCAAGUAAAAAUUUGGUUUAUGGAUUAUGGCAGUAGUGAGGCUAUACCGUCAAUUUAUGUAAAGAAACUUAAACAGGAUUUUAUUUUAGUGCCAUUAUUUUCAUUUCCAUGUUCUCUUACAUAUUUGCACAGUCCAGAUAAAGAUGGAAGAAAAUAUCAACUGAGUGUAUUUAAACAAGCCUUAUUAGGACAGAUAUUGCUUCAAGUUACAGCAAAAAAAGAUGACAAAUAUACUGUAAAUAUUCAAAGUAUUGAAGCCUCAGAAAAUAUCGAUGUUGUCUCUCUUAUGUUACAAGCUGGAUAUGCAGAAAAUUGGGAAGUAGAACCAGAAUGUUUUCCAAAAUCUGUGAGUGAAUAUUCAGUGUUAAAUUUAAAAUCUAAAAACAAAGUUAAUAUUAAAAAAGUCAUAUCUGCCCGUCUUGAAGGACCUAAAUCUAAAAAGUAUCAUUCAAAUAAAGUAGAGGAAAAUAACUUGUCUUUGUCAAAGUCCCCAGAUGUUAAGAUCUUAGAUUUAAAAAAUCCUUUUACUCCUGUGGGGACUGAGUCAUUAUCUUAUAAAGAAUAUAUUUUUAAGCCAGGAACAGUUCUUGAAGUUAAAUGUUCUUAUUAUUAUGGCCCAGGUGACUUUUCAUGCCAGCUCCAAUGUAAGUUAGAAGACCUAAAAUUACUAAUGGAACAAAUUCAGAGUUAUUACAGUGUUCAUUCUGAUCCUUAUCAGAAUGGGCAGAUUGCUUGUGUUGCUAAGUAUUCCAAAGACGGGAAGUGGUACAGAGCUGCUGUUUUGACUCAAGUGUCAAAAAAGGAAGUUGACACAAUAUUUGUUGACUAUGGUUACCAAGAAAGAGUUUUAAUUAAAGAUAUUUGUGGUAUUAACCCACGUUUUCUUUUUUUGGAAGGCCAAGCCUUCAGAUGUUGUCUUAACUAUUUGGUUGAACCCACUAGUUGUAAGUUACUCAAUUGGACAGGAGAAGCAUCCAGAAACUUUGGGAAAUUUAUCUCUUCAUCUAGAGGGUUAUUGACUUGUAUUGUCCGUGCCUUAGUUCUUAUACAUCCUAACUGUUUAUGUAAUUUGGUGGAUUUACAAUCCUCAUUUACUAGUGCACAAGAAUUUCUUAUUAUUUAUGGCUCUGCUCAGUAUAGCACAUUAUCAAAGCCACUCCCAUCUUCAGUUAGUCUUUAUAGUUACUAUCAUUCUUCAUUUAAUAUAAAAGUUGGAAGUGAAGAAGAAGUAUAUAUAUCUCACAUAUAUAGUCCCAAAAAGUUUUAUUGCCAGCUUGGUAAAAAUAAUAAAGAUCUAGAAAUGAUAGAAAAAAAAAUCACAGAGAUUAUUAACCUCAAAAAUUGUCCAAUAUAUGAUUCUAAAAAAAUGAGAUUGUGUAUAUCUAAGUACAUGGAGGAUGGUUUCUCAUAUAGAGCUUUAGCAAUGCCAACAGAUUCAUCAUCUGACUUUCUGGUCUAUUUUGUAGACUUUGGAAAUAAGCAGCUAGUAGAAAAAAACAUGUUGAGGGCCAUUUCAGAUCAGUUUCCAGAGUUACUGUUUACACCUAUGCAAGCUAUUAAGUGUUUUUUGUCAGAUCUUGGAGAUGUAGAUAUUCCAGCAGAAAUCAAUAGCUGGUUUGAAGAUAGUUUCUUGGGAAAACCAUUAAAGGCAGUAAUAUUGUCCAGGGAGUCAGAUGGCCAGCUUGGUGUAGAAUUGUAUGAUGGAAAUCAACAUAUAAAUCAGAAAAUUAAAACGUUGCUUCAUGCUUAUGAAAAAAAACAUUGUGACCAAGCACACUGUGUAGAAGAGAGUCAUAAAAUAAAUGAGAAUAAGAGACUUGCUUCUUUGAAAAGCAAAAUAGAAAAUGACUAUCACCAUAAUAUGAUAAAUAACACUAGUUUGGUAACAUAUUCUGAAGGAAAAAUAGAUCAAUUAUUGAAUCCCAAAAGUACAUAUGCCAGGCUUUUGAGACCUUCAUUUUGUUACAAAAUUGAACCUGUGUCAAAAAACAAAGUGAAGAAGUCUUUAAAUGACGGACCUAAAAGUGUAAAAAUUGUCCCUCAAUAUACACGUAGUCUUGAUGAAAGUGGUGUGGGCCAAAAAUCAGUAAAGAUUGUAUCACAAUCUUUUAUCAGAAAGUUAAAUCAAGCAGCCUCACAAAACCUAUGUAACCUUAAUAGACCACAGAUCAAAGACCUUCCUCAACCCAACAUUUACUUGAAUGUGAAAAUUAAAGGAUAUGUUUCUAAUAUCAGUAAUCCAGCAAGUUUCCAUAUUCAGCUUGCUGAGAAUGAAAAUGUAAUCAUCAGACUUGCAGAUGCUCUAAAUGAAAGAAGAGAAAAUAGAGUGAAAGAGAGAAAAUCAGUUAAACCUCUGGUGGGAGAUCUUGUGGCUGCAGAAUACGCUGGUGACAGUGCCAUUUACAGAGCAGUUAUUAAGAAAAUUUUGCCAGAGAAUUCUUUUGAAGUGGAAUUUAUUGACUAUGGUAACACUGCAAUAGUAAACAUAUCUAAAAUUUACGAACUCAACAGGGAAUUUUUAACUAUUCCUCAGCUAGGAAUCCAUUCUUUUCUUAGUGGGGUCAAAUUGAAUGAGCCUGACGAAAUAUGGGACAGCAAAACGGUGGAUUAUUUUGCUUCGAGAGUAAGUAACAAAACAGUUUCUUGUGAAUUUUUGAAAAAGCAUGAGCAGAAAUGGGAAGUAAAUAUAAUUUAUGAUGAAAAAUAUGUCAUUAGUGAACUACUGAAAUGGACAGCAUGUUCAAAACCAGAGAAGAUAGCAUUGCAGAUACCUCAGGUUGUCUCUCAAAAGGUUAGCCCUGGUGAUAAUGAAAUAAAGAGAGGAAGGUUGGGUGAAUAUGAAGGGUCUGUGGUCCUUCAACAGUCCUACCAACAGCUGGUUAAAAUGCCAUUUGAAGAGUUAAAACCUGGGCAACUUGAAAAAGCUGAAAUACUUCAUGUUUCCCAAAGUGGGAAAUUUUAUGUCAAGUUAUCCAAAAAUAAAAAAAAGUUAUCAGAUUUAAUGGUAUUAAUUACCAAAGAAGAAAAAAACUGUUCUCUUUUAUCAGUGGAAAAUAUUGAAAAAGGUUUAGAAUGCCUGGCAAAAUCUAAAAAAACUUUGAAAUGGUAUCGAUCAAAAGUAGAAGAAAAGUAUGUUGAUGAGAAAGUGCUUGUUUUUUUAGUAGAUCGUGGUAGAUAUGAAAUAGUGCCUUUAUGUAACAUCAAGGUGCUUAGUAAUGAAAUCAGAAAUACUCCAAGACAAGCUGUGCCUUGUAAAUGGAUUUGGUUUGAAAAUUCUAGGAACAUGUCAUUUAAGACCAUUGUGUGUUUAUUCACUCAUUUGGAAAUAAACAUCCUUUUCCUGAAGUAUUUAGAGUCUGCUUGGGAAGUAGAAAUUUUGGUAGAUAAUCUGUUACUUUUAGAAUAUUUAAAUUUGAAUACAGUUCCAGUUGAAGAAAACAAACUUAGAUCUUCAGGAAUUGCUUUCAACAUUGAAUGUAAGAGUCCUGUGUCAUCCUGUGCAAUAAGAUCAUUUACUUGGGCAAAACUCCAAAAUGGUAGGCAGUAUUCUGGUAUUGCCACUGCUGUUUCUGAUCCAUCAGACUUCUGUGUUCAGUUAGAAGAUUUCUUUGACACAAUGAAGUAUCUCUUUAUGUUGCUUUCUGAUCUUCCGGAAACCUUAGAAACAUUGCCUCAAGAGCUCAUAAUUCCUGGGUCUAGUUGUUUGUUCAAAUAUGAAUUGGAAGAUCAGUGGAAUAGAGUGGAAAUUUCUAAAGUCUGUGAUCAGUCUUUACUUCUUGUGUUGAUUGACUAUGGAUUUUCUUUUUAUAUACCUUAUUCAAAUAUAAUACAUCUUAAAGUUGUUCCCGAGGAACUUUUGAAUUUGCCAAGGCUGAGUUAUCCAUGUAUCUUACAUGGUAUCUUACCUGCUACAGGGAAACAUUGGAGUGAAGAAGCCAAAAGCUUUUUUCAAGAUUUCCUAAGUAAACCAGGUUUAGUUUUUCUGUUUAGGGAAUAUAAUUUUGAAACAAAACUGAAAGUAGAUGUCAUUCAUGAGAAAAACAAUUUGGCAGAUAUAUUGGUUGCAUCUGGUCUUGCAAUGUAUUCUAAAGAUUCAGCUCAUCUCGAUGCAAUUACUGCUACUAGAUCUACUAAAAAUCAAUAUAAAUUACAGAGUAACCCUAUUUGCCCUUUGUCGGAUCAAAAUUGUUACAAAAAAGAAAAUAUAAAUUGUACAUGCUCUGAGAAACAAAAGCCAAAUAUACAGAAGUCUAUAAAGAGGAAAGACAUCUAUAAGAACUUAUUAAGGAAAAGCUGUAUUAGUAAAAGAUUACGUUCUAGCAAUUUAACACUGAGAAAGAAAGUUGCUGGUGGAAAACAUAAUCUCCAAGGCAUCAUUACAUUUGAUACAUGUGCAGCAGCUUCAUCUUGGGAACUGCAUGAUGAUUCGAAGAAUAACAUCAAUUAUGUUGAAAACAUUUCUGAAAAACUACCAACUGAUGGAAUACAGGAACAUAACACAAUGGACUUGAGAAUAACAGUAAAAGCGCUGCAUAUUAAUGAAAAAAUUAUAUCAGAAGAACACUUUAAAGGUAUUCUUAAUCUAGGGCAAAGUGAUUCUAGUAAGUUCCUCUUGGUUGAAGACAUCAGUAUUUGA
Molecule: messenger RNA, 5607 nt
Organism: Propithecus coquereli (Coquerel's sifaka)
Lineage: Eukaryota; Metazoa; Chordata; Mammalia; Primates; Indriidae
Gene: TDRD15
Product: tudor domain containing 15
Exons: 3
Coding region: 22-5607 (1861 amino acids)
Biological process (GO): spermatogenesis
Source: RefSeq, a predicted model, not a curated record